AUGGCUUUUCAUUUCUAUAAACCCCUGAACCUACUACCACUUCUUGUUUUCAUCAUCCUUAACCAUCUCUACGUCGGAUACUCGUAUCCAGGCAAUCCGUUAAGCCCCGAUCACGACGUCCAAAUACGAAAACUCCAACAACUCAAGUCGUCGAUCUCUCAAUCAAAACCCGUGUCGGGUUCGCGUGUGUAUGGAGUGAGCUCGUACGGGGCAGACCCGACCGGAAAAACGGAUAGCACGGACGCAAUCCUUAGAGCGAUAUCGGAUGCGGUGACGGAAGAACGUGAUGGGUUGUUGAUGGAGGGGAUCACCAACCACGGCGGCGUACAAAUAAAUCUUGAAGGAGGGAUUUACAAGAUUAGCCGGCCAAUGAAAUUUCCGGUGGCCGGAGUUGGAAACAUCGUGAUAUCCGGUGGGACAUUGAGAGCAUCUGAUAAUUUCUCAACCGAUAGUUAUUUGAUAGAUCUAUCAACGUCGUCGUCUUCUUCAAAUAAGAAAUACAACUACGAAUACAUAACGCUUCGAGACAUAAUGUUGGAUUGCGAUUAUCGCGGAGGAGGAAUUCGAGCGAUCGACGCUUUGAGAACAAGCAUCGACAAUUGUUACAUUACCCAUUUUGCGACAAACGGUAUCUUGGUCCAAGGCGGUCACGAGACCUACAUUCGUAAUUCCUUCCUAGGGCAACAUAUCACUGCCGGCGCUGACUCCCAUGAACGGAAUUUCAGUGGUACUGCCAUCAAUUUGGCCGGAAACGACAAUGCCGUCACGGACGUCGUCAUUUUCUCGGCUGCUAUUGGAAUCACGAUCUCCGGGCAAGCCAAUGUUAUUAGUGGCGUACAUUGCUACAAUAAGGCCACUGGUUUUGGCGGUACCGGAAUAUAUCUAAAGUUACCCGGCCUUACACAAACUAGAAUCGUUAAUUCUUACUUUGAUUACACUGGGAUUGUGACGGAAGAUCCGGUGCAACUUCACGUUUCCGGAUGCUUUUUCCUUGGGGAUGCGUUUAUUCUCUUGAAAUCGAUUCAUGGCACUAUAAACGGGAUAAACAUUGUAGAUAACAUGUUUUCAGGAUCAAACAAAGGGAUUGAUAUCGUUCAACUGGAUGAAAGAAACAGAGCAUUCAACACUAUCGAUCAAAUUAUCGUCGAUAAUAACAACGUAAAUGGGAUGAAUUUGAAGGCGACAGUCGCUAAAGGCGUCGUUCACGGUAAUGGUACCUCAUGGACCAUAGAUUUUAACCGAAUACUCCUCUUUCCACGACAUAUAAAAUUUGUGCAAUACACACUGACGACGAGUGAAAGUAACGUCUUCCCAAAAUAUAUUCUGCGUAACAUCUCGAACAACAAGAUAUUUAUUGAAUCAGAUAUAGCAGUUAACGGAAGUGUUCACGUAUCAGUUGAUCAAGGUUUAUCAAGAUGAGGAUAGAUUGUAUUUUCCCAAUCUCACGUUUAAUGUUCAAAAGUGUACAUUGAUUCAUUCAACAUUAUACA
Cynara cardunculus var. scolymus (artichoke) is the source of this 1490-nucleotide messenger RNA. Its product is annotated as polygalacturonase QRT3. The coding region runs from base 1 to 1419 and encodes 472 amino acids. The transcript is spliced from 3 exons. Lineage: Eukaryota; Viridiplantae; Streptophyta; Magnoliopsida; Asterales; Asteraceae. The record is from RefSeq and is a predicted model, not a curated record. Gene Ontology annotation, molecular function: polygalacturonase activity.